CGGCCGUAGAGACUGGGACGGCCUUUAUUCGCAGUCUUCGGUCCCGCCCUGCGAUUCGGGUCUGGCCACGUGGUGGGCGGACCGGGGCGGUCCUGAGCCUGCGACUUCUCAGGACCCUGAGUCCCGGCUCCAGUUCCGGGCGGGCGCUGAGAGGCGAGUGCGGGCCCAAGACCAGCAGAGAGCGAGCUCACCACGAGCAGCGCCAUGGCCAGCAAGGGUCCCGAGGGCGAGCACCCAUCCGUGACGCUCUUCCGCCAGUACCUGCGCAUCCGCACCGUCCACCCCGAGCCCGACUAUGGGGCUGUGGUGGCCUUCCUUGAGGAGAGAGCCCACCAGCUGGGCCUGGGCUGUCAGAAAGUGGAGGUGGCACCUGGCCGUGUGGUGACUGUGCUGACCUGGCCAGGCACCAACCCCAGACUCUCCUCCCUCUUGCUCAAUUCCCACACAGAUGUGGUGCCUGUCUUCAAGGAACAUUGGAGUCACGACCCCUUUGAGGCCUUCAAGGAUGCUGAAGGGUACAUCUAUGCCCGGGGUGCCCAGGACAUGAAGUGUGUCAGCAUCCAGUACCUGGAGGCUGUGAGGAGACUAAAGGUUGAGGGCCACCAUUUCCCCAGAACAAUCCACAUGACCUUUGUGCCAGAUGAGGAGAUUGGAGGUCAUGGAGGCAUGGAACUGUUCGUGCAGCGGCCUGAAUUCCAGGCCCUAAGGGCUGGCUUUGCCCUGGAUGAGGGCUUGGCCAACCCCACUGAUGCCUUCACUGUCUAUUAUAGUGAGCGGAGCAUCUGGUGGGUGCGGGUCACGAGCACUGGGAAGCCAGGCCAUGCCUCACUCUUCACCGAGGACACAGCAGCAGAGAAGCUGCACAAGGUUGUGAGCUCCAUCCUGGCUUUCCGGGAGAAGGAGAGGCAGAGGCUGCAAUCAAACCCCCACCUGAAGCUGGGGGCUGUGACCACCGUGAACCUGACUAAGCUAGAGGGUGGCGUGGCAAUUAAUGUGGUACCUGCCACUCUGAGCGCCAGCUUUGACAUCCGCCUAGCACCGGAUGUGGACCUGAAGGCUUUUGAGGAGCAGCUGCAGAGCUGGUGCCAGGCAGCUGGAGAGGGGGUCACCUUCGAGUUUGUUCAGAAGUUCACGGAGCCCCGAGUGACAUCUACUGAUGACUCAGACCCCUGGUGGGCAGCAUUUAGUGGAGUCUUCAAGGACAUGAACCUCACUCUGGAGCCAGAGAUCUUCCCUGCUGCCACUGACAGCCGCUAUCUCCGCAAGGUGGGGGUCCCAGCUCUGGGCUUCUCACCCAUGAACUGCACACCCAGGCUGCCGCACGAUCAUGAUGAACGGCUGCAUGAGGCUGUGUUCCUCCGUGGGGUUGACAUAUACACACGGCUGCUGCCUGCCCUGGCCAGCGUGCCUGCCCUGCCCAGUGACAGCUGACCCCCAUGUUGCCCAACCUCUACCCCUUGAGCUUCCCCCCUGCCCAACAAUAAAAUCUGUGUGUGGACAGGG
Ceratotherium simum simum (southern white rhinoceros) is the source of this 1503-nucleotide messenger RNA. It is a transcript of the gene ACY1, whose product is annotated as aminoacylase 1. Gene Ontology annotation, cellular component: cytoplasm. The record is from RefSeq and is a predicted model, not a curated record. Lineage: Eukaryota; Metazoa; Chordata; Mammalia; Perissodactyla; Rhinocerotidae. Gene Ontology annotation, biological process: amino acid metabolic process. Gene Ontology annotation, molecular function: aminoacylase activity.